Rubroshorea leprosula is the source of this 569-nucleotide messenger RNA. The record is from the annotation of a GenBank genome assembly. NCBI's taxonomy places the organism in Eukaryota, Viridiplantae, Streptophyta, Magnoliopsida, Malvales, Dipterocarpaceae.
GGAGGUACCCUACCCACGAGAUAACGCUCCGAUCAAUACCCUCACUGCUUCCCAGCCCCUCUGCCUUAGAGAUGUACCUAAAAGAGCUAGAGAUGAGUGAGAAAGGCCCGGAGAUGGACACCGGAGCAACCAGACAGCGAGAAGGGAGAGGAGGACGAUGGAUGUGCUGCCGUUUCUGGGGAGAGGCAGAAGAUGGGGACGAUGGUUGGAAAUCCGAGGAUCCAAGCGAAAAGAAAAGAUCUGAGCUGCUGCGGUUGAGAGAGCAGAGCACAGAUGUGCAGAACCCAGGGCGAGGAAAGGGGAGGCAGACUCGGGAUAAUUUGGCAGAAAUCGGAAGUUGGGGUCCAGAAGGGAGAAGAAUCGGGAGCCUUUUCCUGGGCAAAAACCCAUACUUUGCCCUUGGCCUUUUCGAGUUUGAGGGUUUUGCCCUUUAGUUUACAAAAUAUGAAUUUGUGCCCUCCAUCUCUUCUAGCCUAGGGUAAUAAGGCAAAGGAUGCCUUUGAGUAAGGCAAAGAAUUUUUUAGAUUUUCUUAAAGUUAGAGUAGGCUUAUAAUAAUUUUAUAUAUAAA